This is a messenger RNA of Botrytis fragariae, 1944 nucleotides long. RefSeq lists its product as uncharacterized. The transcript has 3 exons. The coding region runs from base 1 to 1944 and encodes 647 amino acids. The record is from RefSeq and is a predicted model, not a curated record. Lineage: Eukaryota; Fungi; Ascomycota; Leotiomycetes; Helotiales; Sclerotiniaceae.
AUGACUUCAAGCCAACCACCAGAAGCUUACCAACUACACACUUAUCAAGUCUUCAACAUGUCUAUUCGCAUCAUCGAUCCAUCCGGCGACUUCCACCUCCAAGUCUUCGAAGCAAAUUCCUUCACCUCUACCACUUUCCUCGUCUCUCGCAGCACUCUAGAAAACCACUCCACUCACGAUCUCACCUCCGACAUCCGCAAUUCCCCUACCAAUUCCCUCACCCUCUACGAUGUGAAUAUCCCCGCUAUGGAAACCAUCCUCCGAAUCCUCCAUGGUGUUCUCGAUAUCAAUCACCAUCACAGCCACAAUACCAACACCCGCGAAAAAUUCGAUCAAGAAAGCAUCGCAACCCUCUACCACAUCCUCGAUCUCGGCAUGAAGUGGUUCAAGACCGAAGAACUCGAACCUUGGUUCUCCAAAUUCUGGACAGAUCGCAGCGAAAAUGAAAUGUCCUUGUACGAUAUGAAAGUCAUGUUAUACCCAUCCUACAUCUUCCGACACGCAGAAGCGUUUGCGCGCAUUACCAAAUCUCUUGUUUUUGAGUGGAGAAGUGGUGAGAUGCAUGGUUUGAACCCUCUUACGGGUCGUGCGGAAUUUCGCUUCGAGCAUAGGAUUUUGAAGCAACUCGUUCGUCUCAAGACCAGAAUUCUCGAGCGCGAAGUUACUAAUGACCUACUCGAUCCACUGGAUCAUCUCUGCAACGACUUCUGCGAGGCAGGUGGUAACUGCAUGGUAGCGUAUAACAAAUCAUUGAGAGACUGCCUCGUCAUUCCAUCCAUCGUUCGUAGAAACUGCUCAAUCAGAGAUAUACUCGAGAGUGAAGGAGUAAACUUCUGGAAUUGUGCCAGUCCACCGCACGCUUCUGAGCACUGUUCAAAUAUCCUAUCCGGCAAACAUGUUGUGAAGAUCAAGAAAAAUGCAUUGAACUUCUGGGAGGGAAUGUGUAUCGAAUGCGUCUUACGUACUUCGGGUGGACACAUCAAUCAAGAACAAUUCUGGGAAGACGGUCGACGCAAACGCUACGGAACCUCUUGUCCCAUUCCCCACAAUUAUCAGACGUGGAAUUAUAGUUACAUGGGCCCGUUUGAGCUAAUGUCAAAACACAUAGCUGAACAAAAAGAACGCGAGAAGAAUAAAGAACGCACUAGGCAUGGGAUGAAGUUUUCCGCUAAGUCGAGAUUUCCUUAUGCUUCAGAUUCACCCAAACGAUCUCGCAGACGUUCUUCUGUCAGCUUUUCCACUCCAGAUGAAUAUGCCAUCCAACAACAACAGAAGAUUGCGGAAUUGACUGCCAAAAACGGGGCUGCGAAGAUGAAAAAUGCUGAAGCAUCAACUGAUUCCAGCAGACUAAGAACUCAAGAUACAACGCGCUCAUUCAACACCAGUUCCCCCAAAACCCCAUCUCGAAAGGCUCUCCCUGCCAAAUUUGCAACUUCUGAUGAAACUGCUCGUCUUCAACAAAACAAAAUUGCGGAGUGGACCGCCAGAAAUCUAGCCAACCAAGCUCGAAUCAGAGGGGCGGAAGAAGAGGCCAAGGCAGAAACUGAAGCCGAAGCUGCUGCUGGCUAUACAGAUGCCUACUUUGCGGCUCUGGAAUUCUACAACGACGAUCAUGACAACACCUUCGUCCCAGUCAAUACCCCUCCUCCACCCGCCGCCAAGAAAGACCUCAUCAACAACAACCACACCAUCUACACUAUUCCUACCCCCAUGCCCAAACCAUCUCCAACCACCACCCCCAAAGACCCAAACCAGUCCUUCCAAUUCCCCCCAAAAAUGCACGCCUUCAACUCCAUUCCCGUGAACAAAGCGGCUCCCAAGAACGACUGGAUUGCACAACGCUUGGCAUUCUACAACAGUAACCGAGAAGGUGCACUAGCUCAUCAACGCAUGGUAAAUGGAGAGACCGCUAUGGAUCUCGAUGCUUCGGACGAGGAGUUGUAA